This is a messenger RNA of Halichondria panicea, 5803 nucleotides long. RefSeq lists its product as uncharacterized. Gene Ontology annotation, biological process: cell communication; metal ion transport. Bases 139 to 5715 code for a protein of 1858 amino acids. The record is from RefSeq and is a predicted model, not a curated record. Gene Ontology annotation, cellular component: membrane. NCBI's taxonomy places the organism in Eukaryota, Metazoa, Porifera, Demospongiae, Suberitida, Halichondriidae. The transcript has 27 exons.
AGAUCUUUUGGUUUCCCAAUACCAUUCCAUUGACUGAUGAAGACGCUACAUCGUUACAUCAAUUGAGGCUAUAAAAUGCAGUCCAUUAGUUCGAGUGUGUUAGUAUAUUGAGGUUUGGAGGAGCUGUCAGUGAGAGUCAUGGCUGGUGUGAGCAUUGCUUGGUUUACAGUAUGUCUCGUAGUUCUAACACACACUGCGGACGUAGGUUUUGCCCAGCUUGCUACAUGUUACAGUACAGAGAACUUCAGCUGUUCUAACUCAUCGACUGAAAUGCGGUCAUCUGGUCAGGUGUGCUGCGACGAGGGAUUCCUGUCCUUCAUGGAAGCUGGUAGAGACGUCUGUGAACUCUGCUCAGGCAAUGUGCUUUGCUCGGCUAACGUUGGCUGCACUGAUUCAUUUGAUGCCAGUCAAGCUCAGAGUCGUGGCGAGUGUUGUGCUACUGGUGGGGGAGUGGCUUACACAAACAGUGCAGGAAUAUGUGUACAAUGUCCCACUUCCAUCACCGGUUGCUUCGCUGGGAACCAGUGUAGUGGAGACACCAUCCCCCUCACCUCGACUGAGUCAGCGGCUGCUCAAGUCAGAGAGUGCUGUGUCAACACUGCCGGACUCUCCUACAACCUACUGGGACAAUGCAUCGACUGUGUCGUGUAUGGAUUUCUACAAACGAGUCUUAACGAUGCUGAGAGGGGGCAGGGCUACCCGGUGGGGAUUGGGUACAUCAAACGACCCCCCACAGUCAAUGCCCUCCUCAGGGGGGACAUAUCUGUAGACGCUGGUGGCACUGCAACACUCAACAACGACUUCUCUCUUAGUUCUACGGUGUUCACAGCUCGACCCAACGUCCCUGGAGAGAUUAUCAUCACGUAUAGAGUAGACAGUAUCGCUCAGGAGUUUGCUGAGAUGGCAAGACUCCGCCUAUCUCUGAGGUUUGCCCCACCCCGUGGUUCGCUGGUGCAGGACACACUUGAUCUGGUCAUUCAGGAUAGUGACACCGUAAAUUUCCGACUGACGGAGACCGACUAUCGCUCGAUUGAGAGUGAUUUGAGAAUCAAUGCAGUGGUUAGCAAGGACCUGAGAAUUGCCAACCCAGUCACCUUCCUACUGACACCCUUCACCAUCGACCAGGCCGUCUCUGGAGGCGUGGCACUUCCUGCAUCUUUACCACCAGAUGAUAAUCCAUUCUCUCCCAAUCGUGCUAAAACGUCUCCUGAAGAUCGUCGUGACUUCUCCUCUGAUGUAAUCUCAGUGAGGUUUGAAUCGGACGAGAUCGGUAUCCAAGUGAGCGAUGUCCCCGUUCCGGUACCAAUCACACAAGAUGCGAUCAACGAGGCUCGAGAGGAGUUAUUUGUAGUCCACCUCACAUUAGGGGAAUCCAUGAAUGCAGGGGGUGUUAAUAUCAUCAGGGAGGUCUCUCUCUGUAGGAUCACUGAUGAUGACGAUAUCCAGAUUGGGUUCCAAAGAGCGACGUACAAUUUCCCAGAGCCACAAUUUGAGACCGAGAUCUUCGGAGAAGUGUUUAUUGAGAAACAAGAUGGUCGCAUCACGGAACAGACAUUUCCCGUCGUAUUUGAAGUGAGAAUGGCCACACCCAACCCAACAAUUCGAUUUGCAUCGCUAUCGACUGUAGUGGAUGGCGUUGUUAUUGACAACGACUAUGUGGUUGACACACCCGAUCGAGUUUUCAUCGUACGAGAAUUUUCACCAGGCGAGCAAACUUUAGAGUUCUCGUUUACCCUCUUCCCUGAUGAUUUCCCCGAGGGCACGGAAGCGUUCCAGGCCAGUGCACAGCCGUCAGAGGAUCCGAUUAGCCCAGCUUUCUUAGCCCCCUCCGCUGGAGUACUGUUUGCCUCAACCUUUAUCAUCAUUGAAGACGACGAUGAUGUGGCUCUUGGAUUUGAGCAGAACUAUACAGUGAGUGAGGGUGUUGGUUCAUUUCAAGCGUGUUUCCGAGUGUUCAACCCCCCUGACAACCAAGAGCUCACUCUCAGCCUGGACCUAGUGGUCGACACCAUUGAAGGAUCUGCAGUUGAGCUUGACUACACGGCCAUCAGAUCCAGUAACCUUGACGUUUUUCGAACUCUCGGUGGUUCUCAAAGAAGAGCUUGUUUUGAUGUCUUCAUUACUAACGAUCAGUUACCUGAAGACACUGAAACAUUUUCUCUGUCUCUGUCAUUGGAUGACUUUGUUGACCAGGCAGUGAGGGAUCAGGUUGUCAUAGACCCCAGUGAAGUAUACGUGGACAUCCUGGACAAUGAUGAUGUGAUUGUUGGAUUUGAGCAGAACUAUACAGUGAGUGAGGAUGUUGGUUCAUUUCAAGUGUGUUUCCGAGUGUUCAAUCCCCCUGACAACCAAGAGCUCAUUCUCAGCCUGGACUUAGUGGUCGACACCAUUGAAGGAUCUGCAGGUGAGCUUGACUACACGGCCAUCAGAUCCAGUAAUCGUGACGUUGUUAGAACUCUCAGUGAUUCUCAAAGAAGAGCUUGUUUCGAUGUCUCCAUUACUGACGAUCAGCUACCUGAAGACACUGAAACAUUCUCUCUGUCUCUGUCAUUAGAUGACUCUGUUGACCAGGCGGUGAGGGAUCAGGUUGUCAUAGAGCCCAGUCAAGUAUACGUGGACAUCCUGGAUGGUGAUGAUGUGAUUGUUGGAUUUGAGCAGAACUAUACAGUGAGUGAGGAUGUUGGUUCAUUUCAAGUGUGUUUCCGAGUGUUCAAUCCCCCUGACAACCAAGAGCUCAUUCUCAGCCUGGACCUAGUGGUCAACACCAUUGAAGGAUCUGCAGGUGAGCUUGACUACACGGCCAUCAGAUCCAGUAACCGUGACGUUGUUAGAACUCUCAGUGAUUCUCAAAGAAGAGCUUGUUUCGAUGUCUUCAUUACUGACGAUCAGUUACCUGAAGAUACUGAAAUAUUUUUUCUGUCUCUGUCGCUGGAUGACUCUGUUGAUCAGGCAGUGAGGGAUCAGGUUGUCAUAGAGCCCAGUCAAGUAUACGUGGACAUCCUGGACAAUGAUGAUGUGAUUGUUGGAUUUGAGCAGAACUAUACAGUGAGUGAGAGUGUUGGUUCAUUUCAAGUGUGUUUCCGAGUGUUCAAUCCCCCUGACAACCAAGAGCUCAUUCUCAGCUUGGACCUAGUAGUCGACACCAUUGAAGGAUCUGCAGGUGAGCUUGACUACACGGCCAUAAGAUCCAGUAACCGUGACGUUCUUAGAACUCUCAGUGAUUCUCAAAGAAGAGCUUGUUUCGAUGUCUCCAUUACUGACGAUCAGCUACCUGAAGACACUGAAACAUUCUCUCUGUCUCUGUCGCUGGAUGACUCUGUUGACCAGGCAGUGAGGGAUAAGGUUGUCAUAGAGCCCAGUGAAGUAUACGUGGACAUCCUGGAUGGUGAUGAUGUGAUUGUUGGAUUUGAGCAGAACUAUACAGUGAGUGAGGAUGUUGGUUCAUUUCAAGUGUGUUUCCGAGUGUUUAAUCCCCCUGACAACCAAGAGCUCAUUCUCAGCCUGGACCUAGUGGUCGACACCAUUGAAGGAUCUGCAGGUGAGCUUGACUACACGGCCAUCAGAUCCAGUAACCGUGACGUUCUUAGAACUCUCAGUGAUUCUCAAAGAAGAGCUUGUUUCGAUGUCUCCAUUACUGACGAUCAGCUACCUGAAGACACUGAAAUAUUUUUUCUAUCUCUGUCGUUGGAUGACUCUGUUGAUCAGGCCGUGAGGGAUCAGGUUGUCAUAGAGCCCAGUCAAGUAUACGUGGACAUCCUGGACAAUGAUGAUGUGACUGUUGGAUUUGAGCAGAACUAUACAGUCAGUGAAAGUGUUGGUUCAUUUCAAGUGUGUUUCCGAGUGUUCAAUCCCCCUGACAACCAAGAGCUCAUUCUCAGCCUGGACCUAGUGAUCGACACCAUUGAAGGAUCUGCAGGUGAGCUUGACUACACGGCCAUCAGAUCCAGUAACCGUGACGUUCUUAGAACUCUCAGUGAUUCUCAAAGAAGAGCUUGUUUCGAUGUCUCCAUUACUGACGAUCUGUUACCUGAAGACACCGAAACAUUCUCUCUGUCUCUGUCGUUGGACGACUCUGUUGACCAGGCCGUGAGGGAUCAGGUUGUCAUAGAGCCCAGUGAAGUAUACGUGGACAUCCUGGACAAUGAUGAUGUGAUUGUUGGAUUUGAGCAGAACUAUACAGUGAGUGAGAAUGUUGGUUCAUUUCAAGCGUGUUUCCGAGUGUUCAAUCCCCCUGACAACCAAGAGCUCAUUCUCAGCAUGGACCUAGUGGUCGACACCAUUGAAGGAUCUGCAGGUGAGCUUGACUACACGGCCAUCAGAUCCAGUAACCGUGACGUUCUUAGAACUCUCAGUGGUUCUCAAAGAAGAGCUUGUUUCGAUGUCUCCAUUACGGAAGAUCUGUUAGUUGAAGACACUGAAACAUUCUCUCUGUCUCUGUCGUUGGAUGACUUUGUUGACCAGGCAGUGAGGGAUAAGGUUGUCAUAGACCCCAGUGAAGUAUACGUGGACAUCCUGAAUGAAAAUGUUGCCACGGUGAGGUUUGAGCGUCCCACCUACACGUUUAGCGAGGACUCUGGCACCGGGGAGGUGUGUCUUAUCAAGGAUCUGGCCACCUCUGAUAGCGUCACGGUGCAGGUCACCACCACUGAUGGAACAGCCAUUGAUGGUUUAGACUACACUGGAGGGCCCUUCACGGUCACCUUCACCACAGCUGCCAAUGACAGACAAUGCAUAUUCAUUCCACUCAUCAACGACACUAUUCGUGAACUACCAGAGAACUUCACUGCUGACAUUGUCAUUUCGUCAAACCAGCGAGUCAUCCUUGGUGACCCACCAAGAACCAUAGUUACCAUUCUAGACAAUAUGGUGAUUGACACGGUAACCGGGGAUCCUUUGUUCGCAGUCCCUCUACUGCUUUCCAGUGAAGACUUAGUGCAAUUCGGUGCGAAAGAAGUGUUCCUCUGCUACGAAGUCCACGGUGAUAAUCAGCAAUACUUCAAUCUCGUAACAGAUCAGUGCCUCAGUGUUAACGCACUCUUUACUGCCGUAGCUCCGAAAAUCGACGUCAUUACAAGAGUUGGAAUACGAGCCAUAGACAGUAAUGGCGAAUGUGUGAGCAUUGUUAUCGAACAAGACCAAUGCAGUGUGUCUAUUGACGGGAUGCAAAUUAUCGACACUUUUUCCAAUGCUGAUAUUUUGGUGGAACGAUCGGAGAGUGAGGUGUUUAUCAAUGUUCCUAACUGUGGAGAGAAUCCGGCCAUACGUCUGAGGUGCUUGUCGAGGAAUCUUGGUGAGAGUCAAGCCGAUCUUAUCAACUUGAUCAUAAUGAGGGGGCAGGGUAUCGGAGGAAGGAGAGCUCACGGUCUUAUAGGUCAAUUCUGGAAUGUUCCAAUUGAGAUCGAACCUUUCGCUGGCGUUUUGUCUGAUCCAAGGUUUGGGGCCGGUAGUCGCUACACUAUCAAGUUCUCCCGUGACAACAGCGGCAAUGAGACGUCAUUUACCGGUCUCUUCCAGAAACAGACGUGGAAUCACGAUCCCUUUCCCUGUCUCUAUGCAGGGGACCGUCAGGGGGGACCUAUAUUCGAGGUGGCUGACCCCAACGACCCCGUGAUUGAGGAAGGCUAUAAAGAUUACGUCGUCCCGGGCGCGUUCAGCGAGAAAGACUACAAGUUCGCGUUGUUUGAUGACAGCAAGUGCUCCGAUAAGUCACUCUGAUUAUUUGACUUAUAAUGAACUCACUGUAUAUACUAUAAUAUUGACUUGUUAGUAGCUGUAGGCUAUGAUAAUAAUUGCAUGCAUGGUU